CGCCAGUCACUAACUCGCCUGGGCUGGGCGCCGCCGCCCCGUCCCGCCACCACAGGCAGCCGGGCUAACCCGGGAGGAGAAAUCUGGGCGCCUCCCCUGUCACCUCUGCACGUGUCCGGGCUGGGGGCUUCCUCUGCGGGGCUGGGAGCAGCCCCCGGGCCGGGCUUCGCCGGCAGCAGCUCCUGGCCGGAGACCCAGGGAGUUUCGCAAGGGAGUUCUCCAGGUGAAGGAGGAGCAAAUACAGCAUCUGUGGGGCUGCAGAAUAACAUCCACAUUUUGCUCGGGAUCGUCCCAUCCUCCUAGGGGAAAGGAAAUGGCGUCAGUGGAGCCUCCUCAGGGGGCGGUGACCUUCGAGGAGCUGGCUGUGUACUUCACGGAGGGGGAAUGGGCUCUGCUAAACCCUGCUCAGAGAGCCCUCUACAGGGAGGUGACGCAGGAGAACUAUGCCACUGUGGCCUCACUGGGGUUUCCAGUUUCGAAACCUGAUGUGAUCUCUCAGCUGGAACGUGGGGAAGAGCCAUGGGUCCCAGAUCUCCAGGGCUCUGAGGAAAGGGAGCUCCAGAAAGGUGCUCAGAUAGGUGAGGCAUCCAUUAAACCAACUCAGAAACUGGAACCACGCAGGACAUUAGCAGGAAGAUGCAAAGAGAAAGUUUCUGGGCACUGUGGAGAGGCAAAAACCUGUCAGAAUCAGCAUAGGCCAGAGAAAAGCUUCAGUAGUGGCUCAGACCUUAUUCAACAUGAAAGAAUUAAUAUGGGAAAGAGACUUUACACGUGCUCUGAGUGUGGGAAAAGCUUUAGUCAGAGCUCAACCCUCAUCACACAUUACAGAGUUCACACUGGAGAGAGGCCGUACACAUGCCAUGAAUGUGGGAAAAGCUUCAGUCACGGUUCAGCCCUUAUCACACAUCAGAGAAUCCACACUGGAGAGAUGCCUUACACGUGCCCUGAAUGUGGAAAAAGCUUCAAGCACAGUUCAAAUCUCACCACACAUCGGAGAAUCCACACAGGAGAGACACUCUACACAUGCUCUGAGUGUGGGAGAAAUUUCUGUCGGCGUUCAGCCCUUAUCACACAUCAGAGAAUCCACACAGGAGAGAAACCCUACACAUGCUCUGAGUGUGGGAAAAGCUUCAACCAGAGCUCAAACCUGAUCACACAUUUGAGAAUCCACACAGGAGAGAAGCCCUACACAUGCUCUGAGUGUGGGAAAAGCUUCUGUCGAAGCUCAAACCUCAUCACACAUCAGAGAAUCCAUGUAGGGAAGACACUCUGCUCAUGCUCCGAGUGUGGGAAAAGCUUCAGUUGGAGCUCAGCCCUUAUUAGUCAUCAACGAAUCCACAGAGGAGUGACAAACUACACCUGCCCUGAGUGUGGGAAAAGCUUCAACCGGAGCUCACAGCUCAUCACACAUCGGAGAAUCCACACAGGAGAGAAGCCCUACACAUGCUCUGAGUGUGGGAAAAGCUUCAGUCGGAACUCAAACCUGAUCACACAUCAGAGAGUCCACACUGGAGAGACACCUUACACAUGCUCUGAGUGUGGGAAAAGCUUCAGUCGGAACUCAAACCUGAUCACACAUCAGAGACUCCACACAGGAGAGAGACCCUUCACGUGCCCUGAGUGCGGGAAGAGUUUUAGUCGGAGCUCAACUUUUAUCAAACAUAAGAAAAUCCAUAUAGGGUUUCCAGUUUCGAAACCUGAUGUGAUCUCUCAGCUGGAACGUGGGGAAGAGCCAUGGGUCCCAGAUCUCCAGGGCUCUGAGGAAAGGGAGCUCCAGAAAGGUGCUCAGAUAGGUGAGGCAUCCAUUAAACCAACUCAGAAACUGGAACCACGCAGGACAUUAGCAGGAAGAUGCGAAGAGAAAGUUUCUGGGCACUGUGGAGAGGCAAAAGCCUGUCAGAAUCAGCAUAGGCCAGAGAAAAGCUUCAGUAGUGGCUCAGACCUUAUUCAACAUGAAAGAAUUAAUAUGGGAAAGAGACCUUACACGUGCUCUGAGUGUGGGAAAAGCUUUAGUCAGAGCUCAACCCUCAUCACACAUUACAGAGUUCACACUGGAGAGAGGCCGUACACAUACCCUGAACAUAGGAAAAGCUUCAGUCACGGCUCAGCCCUUAUCACACAUCAGAGAAUCCACACUGGAGAGAUGCCUUACACGUGCCCUGAAUGUGGAAAAAGCUUCAAUCACAGUUCAAAUCUCAUCAAACAUCGGAGAAUCCACACAGGAGAGACACUCUACACAUGCUCUGAGUGUGGGAAAAGCUUCAGUCGGAACUCAAACCUGAUCACACAUCAGAGAGUCCACACUGGAGAGACACCUUACACAUGCUCUGAGUGUGGGAGAAAUUUCUGUUGGCAUUCAACCCUUAUCACACAUCAGAGAAUCCACACAGGAGAGAAACCCUACACCUGCCCUGAGUGUGGGAAAAGCUUCAGCCAGAGCUCAAACCUGAUCACACAUCGGAGAAUCCACACAGGAGAGAAGCCCUACACAUGCUCUGAGUGUGGGAAAAGCUUCAGUCGGAACUCAAACCUGAUCACACAUCAGAGAGUCCACACUGGAAAGACACCUUACACAUGCUCUGAGUGUGGGAAAAGCUUCAGUCGGAACUCAAACCUGAUCACACAUCAGAGACGCCACACAGGAGAGAGACCCUUCACGUGCCCUGAGUGCGGGAAGAGUUUUAGACAGAGCUCAACUUUUAUCAAACAUAAGAAAAUCCAUAUAGGCAAGUAAUGCCAUAAAUGCCUUGACCAGGGCUGGCAUUCAGUGUGGUGUCUCAGUUCCUUGUGAGCUGCCUGCCUCUAUUUUGCACCUCCCCUUUCUUUGGGGGUGAUUUUCAUGAUCCUUUAUAUCAAGUCCUUUGUCUUUGGGAGUGUCCUGCUCCUGCCAGAAAUAUCCAUCAGCGCCAGCUGAGGGUGAUAGAGUUGACCUUGAUUAGCUGCACU
Gopherus flavomarginatus (Mexican gopher tortoise) is the source of this 2946-nucleotide messenger RNA. Its product is annotated as zinc finger protein 420-like. Bases 314 to 2734 code for a protein of 806 amino acids. Lineage: Eukaryota; Metazoa; Chordata; Testudines; Testudinidae. The record is from RefSeq and is a predicted model, not a curated record. Gene Ontology annotation, molecular function: RNA polymerase II cis-regulatory region sequence-specific DNA binding; DNA-binding transcription factor activity. The transcript is spliced from 8 exons. Gene Ontology annotation, biological process: regulation of transcription by RNA polymerase II.